GCCAAACGCUUAUAAAUGAGUGCUGCAGUCUCAAGUCAUCUAAGGUCCUCUAUGCACUUUCCUGAGUCCUGCUCUAAUUAUUCUGUGCUCAAGCCUCAAGUUCCAUUCCAUACUGACGAAAUGAAUCCAAAAUUUCAUCCUCUAUUGUUCAUUCUUCUCACAACUCUGCUUUGCAACGUCCUCUCAGCAUCCUCAGAAGCCUCCCUCCCACCUCAAGCAACCAGGGAAAGGCCAGCGGACAACGAAACAAUCUACAAAAUCUCCAAGAAACUGUGCUGGAACUGCCUAGCAGAAUCCAUAGAGUUCCUGUUUUCUCACAACUUAGUCAGAGCUGCAAAGUGGGAGCUGCCUCUCAUAUGGGAUUCUCAGCUACAACAAUAUGCAAAUUCGUGGGCGGGACAAAGGCAAGCGGAUUGUGCGCUAAAGCAUUCAUUCCCAGAAGGCGAUUUCAAGUUAGGAGAGAAUAUAUUCUGGGGAAGCGGCUCAACAUGGACUCCAACUGAUGCAGUCAAAGCUUGGGCUGAUGAAGAGCAGUAUUACAAUUACCAGGCUAAUUCUUGUGCCGACGGACAGAUGUGUGGGCAUUAUACUCAGAUUGUGUGGAAAAACACAAGGAGAAUUGGAUGUGCUCGAGCUAUUUGUGAAAGUGGGGAUGUGUUUAUGACUUGCAACUAUUAUCCACCUGGGAAUUAUAUUGGUGAGCGGCCAUAUUAAGUGACAUUUCUUUGAAUGUUGCUCGGUCUAAACUAAGCAAUUAAGAGCUGAAUUAGUUCAUCUCGAAAAAUUUACCAUCCCGAAUUCUGAUACACCAACAAGCCCGCCUUUCUUUUUCAAAAGCAAAUUAGGAAAACUGGGAGUUGUGCUUAAAUACUCAUUAUCGUUGAUUAGGCACCCUGUAUAACAGGAUCCACAAAUAUUUAUGUAUGUUUACUAUAUCUUUUAAAGACAAAUUAUAAAUGCAACAUAGAAAAACUGAACCUUUGCUCAGAUAGUUCGUCAAGAAAAAAAAAGAAAAAAUAAUUAAGUGUGGCUGGUAAGGAUUUAUCUUAAAAGAAUUAACAAAAUAGUUAAUUAAGAUUUUGUUGAGGCAGGAAGGAUGCUAGCAAUUUCUCUGGAAGUUAGAGCAGCCUAUCGUCCAUUAUUCAGGUCAAUAUUGUCAAGUGCUGAUGCACCUGUCUUCAGCUGGUGUAUCAUAAAUGUGGUGAGUUAGUUGGGAAUAGUUGUAUGUAAUACCCGCAGUCAAGAUCAGAUAGUGUCUGGCAACUAAGAUCAGAUAGUUGUAUGUCUGGCAAGUGGCAACUAAGAUCAGAAAAAAUUUUCCUACAAUUGGAUCACAAAGAUUUAUUUCCAAAAAUUUAUCUUUUUUUUUCAACCAAUUGAUUGUAAUUUGUUGGAAUUCCGAGUAUGUCUUUUAGAUUGCAACAAAAUCUUGAGGGGUUUAUCCCUGUGAGCAUGACAGAAAGUUUCUGAGAAUGAAUCUUGGAGGACAACAUUCUUGCCUUGGAACAACUGAAAGGGGAAAAGUUUCUCUAGUCUCGGACACGCAUGCUCUCUCUCCAUUUCUUGAAAUGCAACUUCCGAUUGACUUUGAAUAUUUGAUCUAAAAUUUGGAAGUCUGUACAUGCCACCAUUUCAGUCAGCUAACAAGUGAAACUGAUGCUUGGAACUUGUUGGAUUCUGACUCCUACGUGUUCUUCUGGUAAAAAAUUCAUUGGAAGCCUAUCCUUGUUCCUCA
Coffea eugenioides is the source of this 1735-nucleotide messenger RNA. RefSeq names its product pathogenesis-related protein PR-1-like. The coding region runs from base 16 to 714 and encodes 232 amino acids. The record is from RefSeq and is a predicted model, not a curated record. Gene Ontology annotation, cellular component: extracellular region. NCBI's taxonomy places the organism in Eukaryota, Viridiplantae, Streptophyta, Magnoliopsida, Gentianales, Rubiaceae. The transcript has a single exon.